AUGCAAGCGCGCAAGGAUGAGAUUCUCGCCAAAAAGGCAAAGCUCGCGGAACUCAAGCGCCAACGAGAAUUACGCCAGAAAGAGUUCAACCAGAAUCGAGCCAGCAUUGGCGAUGCCUCAGAGAUAGUAUCGCCCGUUUCUAGUCGAACAGAUAGCAGAGCAGAGCUCGACAGCCUCAUAUCCCGACUCGUCGAUCGACCCUCAUCAUCCUCAUACAAAGACGGAGAAGGCCCCUCACGAAGAGGCAGCCGCCCUAAUUCAGUAUUGAGUGCAAGCCAACUCAGCGGCGAAAAUGCAGAGACCUUCUCACCACCACCUGUUCGAAUGGUAUCACAAUCAGUUGCCACGCAAACCGAAGCAACAGGUCCGAUCGUGUCAGAACCAGCGCCCGCCCCUGAACCAAGAAAGGAAACGGUCACAUAUAGUAAAGCCGUGCAAACGGACGAUCUGCCGGAUUUACCGAACACAAUAUUAGAUGGUCCGUCGGUAGAAAGUGAAGAGGUCCCUUCUACGCCAUCUAAGAGACUGAGUCGGAGAGGGCGGGAACGAGACGAGGAUAUUCGUGAGAGGAUCCGCAAGGAGAUUGAGGAAGAGUUACACGCAUCUCAACAGGUUAAUGGCAACGGAAUACCGGCAUCAUCGAGCCAGCUUAGAUACCCUCUUCGCACAUUGAAUGACGAUGAACUCAAUGCGGUUACCUCGUCGAAUGAUUUCUUAGACUUUGUUGAGAAAUCGAGUAAGGUGAUUGAGCGUGCGCUGGAUGAGGAGUACGAUAUUCUAGCAGACUACGAACUCGGUGGAGUGAAUGCGGACGAUGAAGCGGACGAUGAAUAUGGCAAUAAACGGAGAGGAAUAAAGGAAAUCACACAAUUUUACGAUGAGCGAUGGAGUAAGAAGCGAACAAUCAGCGAUUUGAGCUUUUCGCCAAAGUUCCCAGAGUUGAUUCUCGCCGCAUAUACUAAAAACCCAACUGCACCACAUGAGCCCGACGGAUUACUCCAAGUCUGGAAUCAACAUCUUCAUUCCCGCCCUGAAUACGUCUUUCACUCUACUUCAGAUAUCCUCACUGCCAAGUUCUCACCAUUCCACCCUAACCUGAUUGUUGGUGGCACAUAUUCCGGCCAAGUCCUGUUAUGGGAUACACGAUCCAGCCGUGCCGGAGGCGGCGCACCGGUCCAAAAGACUCCCCUGACAGGCGCAGGCCACACCCAUCCCGUCUAUAGCAUCGCCAUAAUCGGCACCCAAAACGCACACAACAUCCUCACUGCGUCCACCGACGGCGUCGUCUGCGGCUGGACAGUAGACAUGCUCUCCCAACCACAAGAAUAUCUCGAACUCACCACCCCUCCACCCUCGCGAACCGAAGAUCUAGCCCCAACAACAAUGUCCUUCCCUCAAUCUGACCCGACUUUCUUUCUCGUCGGCACCGAAGAAGGCGGCAUCUACCCAUGCCAUCGGUACGACCGCGCAGGCGCAAAAGCAGGUACAGACCAACGCCUCGCCUAUCGCGGGCACGCCGCACCCGUAAUGUCAACCGCAUUCCACCCAGCUCGUGGUCCCGUCGAUUUUGGCGAUCUCAUGCUAAGCUCCAGUCUGGAUUGGAGCGUGAAACUAUGGCGCGUAAGACCACCCGCUACAACAGCUGCAUCUGCGACGGCCGGUGGGCUAGCAUCCACACCUCAGGUCAUUUCCCCGCUACUAGACAUUAACCGUGAAGACGUCGUCUACGACGCUAAAUGGUCUCCCCAUCGCCCCGGAGUGUUUGGUCUUGUCGAUGGAGCGGGUAACGUCGAGGUAUGGGAUUUGUAUCAUGAUACGGAAGUACCCGCCGUCAGGACACAGCCGACUCCCGGCCGCGGCGGCGUAUUGACUCGAAGCCUGAAUAAGAUUGCAUGGGAAGAACGCGAAGGAAGAAGGGUGGCUACAGGUGGUCUUGAUGGCGUUGUCACUGUCUUCGAGGUCGGGAAGGCGUUGAGUGGUCCUGUCGAGGAAGUGCCGGCUGAGGAAUGGGCGGGUAUGAAGAGGUUGGUGAGUAAGUUGGAGCAGACUGAUAGGGGUAUAUAA
This is a messenger RNA of Talaromyces marneffei, 2064 nucleotides long. RefSeq lists its product as uncharacterized. Gene Ontology annotation, biological process: transport along microtubule. NCBI's taxonomy places the organism in Eukaryota, Fungi, Ascomycota, Eurotiomycetes, Eurotiales, Trichocomaceae. The transcript is spliced from 3 exons. Bases 1 to 2064 code for a protein of 687 amino acids. Gene Ontology annotation, cellular component: cytoplasmic dynein complex. The record is from RefSeq and is a predicted model, not a curated record. Gene Ontology annotation, molecular function: dynein heavy chain binding; dynein light chain binding.